UGUCAGUUUCCAAGUUCUUGUGGAUUCAUAUCACAUUCACUCACAAACUCAAUACUAUCAAAACCGAAUACAGCCAUGUCUUCUCCUCUUCAAGAUAUUUCAAAUCAGAUUCCGGUAUCAUCUAAGGAUAGAUUUCAAAAUACAACAGAUAAUCCUCCAAAAAAAUACAAACGUGGAUGUGCUCCUAAAAAACAAAGUAUCCCACGUCCUAAAAAAAGAGGACAGAUAGAAUGUCCAGUUGGACUCUACCGGGUGAAAGCUCCACACAGAACUCAUCUCCAAUGAAUAUAGAUGUAAAUAAAGGGUCCAUAUGUAAUCCAUCUACUGCAAGAGUUGCUUCUAACAACAUUCGCAAAAAUUUCAAUUUUAUUGAAAUUGAAAAACAAACAUAUGUUGACCUCGGGGAUAUGAAUAUGACAUGUCAGUAUUGUGGAGCAAAACUAUGGCAUUUAGAACGAGCUGAAAAGAGUAAAUCAACUCUUGACCCAGAUUUUUCUAUAUGUUGUAGUAAAGGCAAAAUAUCUAUUCCUUAUCUGAAAGACUCCCCUGAAUUAUUGUUGAAGUUGCUUACUCAUAAUGAACCAAGGAGACGAAAUUUCCUUGAUAACAUUAGGUCGUACAAUAGCAUGUUUGCUUUCACCUCAAUUGGAGGGAAAGUUGUCAGCAGUGUUAAUGAUGGUCAUGGUCCUCCCAAAUUUAUUAUCAGUGGUCAGAAUUAUCAUCGGAUCGGAAGUUUGCUUCCCGAAGAAGGUCAUCCGCCUAAGUUUGCUCAAUUGUAUAUAUACGAUACACAAAAUGAAGUUGAAAACCGAAUCAAACAUUUCAGGUAUUUCAUAAGUAUUAACUUAGCUACAAGUUAUAUUAUAUACAUAUACAUAUACACGUUUAUGGUAUUAAUUAUCAUUAUCUACAACAGGAGUGGUAGUGGAAAUAGUAGUAUUGAUCCUGAUUUGGUGUCUGACUUGAUUAAAAUGGUUGAUGAAUUCAAUCGUUUAGCCAAGUUAUUUAGAAGAGUCCGUGACUAUGUUCAAGAGGGUGAAGCUGAGAAUGUUGCUUUGAGAUUAUUCAGAAGUUGUUCUCUUGAUCCCAAAACUUACAAUCUUCCAAGUGUAGAUGAAGUUGCAGCAUUAAUAGUUGGUCAUUUUGAUAGCUCUGAUUGUGGGCGUGAUAUUAUUCUACGUACAAGAAAUGGUCAACUGCAGAGGAUUUAUGAAAACCAUUCUUCCUUCAUGCCAUUACAAUACCCAAUUUUAUUCCCACAUGGUGAAAAAGGUUUCUCAGAGGAUAUUGAUUUUGCAAAUUCACAUAAUGUUAAUACAGAUCCUAGACGGGAUCACAUUUCAUUGCGUGAGUGGGUAGUUUUUAGACUUUUUGAAAGGCAAUUUGAAUGCAAGCGAAUAUUUCUAUCUAGACGAUUGUUCCAACAGUUUGUUGUUGAUUGCUAUUCCAGGGCCGGCCCUGGGCCUGUGCAAGCAGGCCCACAGCCCAGGGCCUCCAAAAAAGAAGGGGCCUCAAAAAAAAUUCUCAAAUGCUACGGUUUCUAAAGUGUGGCCUAAAGUGUUUAUGCAACAGUUUAGAAACCGUUGCCUUUUCCUCUGCUAAUGCUUUGUCUUGAGUUGCUUCCUAAAGUGUGGCCUAAAGUAUUUAUGCAACAGCUUAGAAAAUGUUGCCUUUUUAGACUUUUGGCCACGGUUUUUUGACUGGGGCACACGUCCGUUGCCUUUUCUCCAAAAACUACCCUACUUUGCUAAAUAAUUUAAAUAGAUAAUGUUUCUUAAAAAAAAUUAUUAAGGGUCCAUUUUCAUUAUUUGCCCAGGGCCUCCAAAAUGUCAGGACCGGCCCUGUGCUAUUCAAUGAUUGAGUCUCAGAGAUUGUAUUAUUACCGUAACAACCAAUCAACAAUCAGAAGACAUUUCUUGGAAGGAAUUGAGGAAGCAAUGAAUCGUGGUGAUACUAAUUCAUCAACUUUUGGAUCUAGAGUAUAUCUUCCUGCAUCUUUCAAAGGUGGCAAGCGAGAUAUGUUCAAUAAUUGUCAAGAUGCCAUGGCUAUUUCUAGAACAUAUGGUUAUCCCGAUCUAUUUUUGACAAUGACAUGCAAUCCUAAAUGGCCUGAAAUUGAACGGCAUGUUUCUCAAUACGGUUUAACUGCUUCAGAUAGACCAAAUUUAGCAUGCCGCGUUUUUCAUAUGAAAUUGCUUGAAUUCAUUGCUGAUCUAAAGAGGGGUGAUUUCUUUGGUAAAGCUGUCGCAGGUAUGUUUUAUGAUUCAAUUAUAUUAUAGUAAUUUUUAAAUUUAUAUUUCAUAAGUUUAGCAUCAAAAUAUAAAUCAUUUUCAAUUGUUAUGUUCUUAAUUUUAGGCACAUAUACAAUUGAGUUUCAAAAAAGAGGAUUGCCGCAUGCCCAUAUUCUUUUGUGGCUUAGCAUGGAAAAUAAGUUACGUUCUCCUAAUAUGAUUGAUUCUGUUAUAAGUGCUGAACUGCCGGAUCCUCUCCUCUAUCCUGAAUUGUUUGAAUGUGUAUCAAAUUAUAUGGUUCAUGGUCCAUGUGGGUUGAGUAAGAAAGAUUCUCCUUGCAUGAAGAAUGGUCGUUGUUCUAAAUUCUUCCCAAAAAACUUUGUAUCAACAACAUCCUUUGAUAGUGAUGGUUAUCUAAUAUACAGAAGGAGAGAUACAAAAGU
Lotus japonicus is the source of this 2674-nucleotide messenger RNA. RefSeq lists its product as uncharacterized. The record is from RefSeq and is a predicted model, not a curated record. Bases 231 to 1544 code for a protein of 437 amino acids. The transcript is spliced from 6 exons. NCBI's taxonomy places the organism in Eukaryota, Viridiplantae, Streptophyta, Magnoliopsida, Fabales, Fabaceae.